UUAUCUUAUCAUUUUUUGUUGUUUUAAAUUUGAUAAUUACAGUUUAUUUUGUACUAAGUGAGAGAUAAAUGUAUUGUACAAACAGCCACUGUGUUUAUUGGGUGCAGUAUUGUUGUAGUGUUAUUGAGAAAAGGUCUCUUUGGAGGUGAUUAUAAGUAAAAUAGUAAAUGACAUCAGUCGUUAGUCAUAUCUGGAUAUUUUGUUGAUACUGGUGGUUCGAAACUAGUAAUGGGUCAAACCCUUUCCGAGCCGGUGACGGAGAAGCAAUCGUCAACAUGUCAGGACAGCCGCUACCUAGUGGGCUCGUCCUGCAUGCAGGGUUGGAGAGUGUCCAUGGAUGACUCGCAUACACACAUACUCUCGCUACCAGAGGAUCCCGGGACUGCAUAUUUUGCGGUGUAUGAUGGACAUGGCGGAUCCAACAUAGCAGAGUAUGCUGGCAAGCAUCUUCACAAGUUUGUGACAGCCAGACCGGAGUACCACCUCGGGAACAUUGAAGAGGCUUUGAAACAGGGUUUCCUAGACCUAGACCAGGCGAUGUUGGAGGAAGAUAUGCUGCAGACGAAGGUAGCAGGCAGCACGGCGGUGGUGGUGCUCGUGAAGGACAACACCCUGUACUGCGCCAACGUUGGGGAUUCCAGAGCUAUUGCCAGCGUUAGGGGCACGGUGGAAGUAUUAUCAUAUGACCACAAACCGAACAACGAGGAGGAGCUCCGUCGUAUCACGGCUGGUGGAGGCUGGGUGCAGCUCAACAGGGUCAACGGGAACCUCGCGCUGUCCAGGGCACUAGGGGACUAUGUCUUCAAGAGGAACUACAGACUGUCGCCGCAGGAACAAAUUGUAACAGCGUUCCCAGACGUACAAGUGAGGCAGUUGAACGACGACUGGGAGUUCAUAGUGAUAGCCUGCGACGGAAUCUGGGAGGUCUUGUCCAAUGAGGAGGUGAUAUCAUUCUGUCGUGUACGCCUACUAAGCGGUUGGGAGCCGGCAGCAGUCUGCGAAGCACUAAUGCAGCGCUGCCUCGCACCAAACUGCGCCACCGGCGGACUCGGCUGUGAUAACAUGACCGUCCUACUUAUCUGCUUAGCCCCCUUCCCACGCAUCGACCCAGCCAGUCCCCCUCUACCAGUAGAACAGGAACUAAACAGUAAGUUUAUGACAAAAAUGGAAGACUUAUUGUACGUCGAAGACGAAGAGGAAGACCUCAAGUGAAAAAUUAAAUAAAAUAUUAUAUUUAAUCUGUAAAUGUGUGUACAUAGAUAGGUUAGAUGUUGAACUCUAUCGUUAAACUACUAAGGUUGAUAAUUGUGUGCAUAAGUAUAGACAUAAGACGUUCUAGCACAAUGUUUUUGUGAUGAUUUGAUUGGUGCAUUUUUAGAAGUUAUCCUUUUUGGUGACGAGUAGGCUAGUCCUUGUUGAAUAAGUGUAACAUGAUAUUACGAUGUUAUUAUUAUUGAAUUACGGUAGUACUCGUACUAAUUUCAUUGUGAUUUUUGAUAAGGAAUUACCUAAUAAGGUACCUUUUGGUCAGAGCCUCUAUUGGGGGAUACUAUUAUUAAACAAACUUAAAAAUCUAUGUUUUUGUUAUCAAUUUGAAUCAAGUAUUUAUAAAUAUACCUUGCAAACGCAAUGUGUAGAUAUAUUUUUUGCCAUAAAUUUCAGACUUGCGACCUAUUGUAUGACCUCAUGCCAGUGGACGUCUCGGUGGUUAAAAUAGCGACUAACUCUAACGGAAUCUAGGAAGUUGUCAAUAAUAGGUAACAUUAUAACAGGUACCUAAACGCUUAGGAGUAUGUGACGACUUAUUUACCAAGUCUAGAAGUCUUAUUCCAGCUUCUCUUUUCUCUUCUCUCUAUAUAUUGGAAGCGACCUUAGGAGACCUACAAAUAAAAGCAAUGCAAUUGAACCCAAUUUUUAGACAAAAACAUACAUUUAGAUGCCCCAGGUACUGAACCUGGAAGAUUGACUGGGUUGCUAUGACGUCCUCCUCCUCUAUACAUCUGGGUUAUAAGAUGGUUUAAAUGAAAACAUCAUAAAAUACUUCGGUAUACUUCAGAGGGUUAAUGAGGACGUGGCUACUCAAUGCAGUAACGCAGAGAUGGACCUGAGUAGCAUUGAGGUGGGCCUAAAAAAUACAUGUGUUCACAAUAGGCCCGAAGAUGAACUACAGGCCUUUUCACAAUGGCCGGACAUGCCCGACAAGAAACCUUAAAUUCAAGGACACCUGGUACUGCAUUAAUAAAAAAAAAACAGGAUAAUAGCAACAUGGAUUUGAGAAAUCCUCUCAACAUGGAUUUGAGAUGGAUCUGAGUAGCAGUAGGAAAGAUGGAGGUGGUCUCAUCAAAUAUUUGUGUUGCGUACAAGGAGCUGUUGAUUCUGGGGCCCCUGCUGUAUUCUGGGGCCCCUGCUGCAUUCUGGAUAAACACACACGAAAUACUGGAUUAAUAUGACGUCCUCUGUACAGUUUGGUAGUUAGUUGAUUUUGUUUCUCCUAUAAAGCAUGAUCAGAAUAAGUUGAGGACGUGGCUACUCAAUGCAGUAAAGCAGCAAUGGAUCUGAGUAGCUUUGAAGCGGGCCCAAAGUAUAUGUGAUUACAACUGGUCUAUAGUUGUGUAGUUUGAGACUACAGGCCCAAGCAUUUCACAAUGACCCGCAAACCCCUUACGAAAAUGAAGGUGGUGUUAGCAGACAUUCGAGUAGUGCCCGACAAGGACCUUGAUCUAGAUGCCCCAAGUACUGAACCUGGAAGAUUGACUGGGUUGCUAUGACGUCCUCCUCUAUACAUCGAGGUUAUAAGAUCGUUUAAACGAAAACAUCAUAAAAUACUUCGGUAUACUUCAGAGGGUUAAUAAGGACGUGGCUACUCAAUGCAGUAACGCAGAGAUGGACCUGAGUAGCAUUGAGGUGGGUGACAAAAAUAUAUGUGUUCACAAUAGGCCCGAAGAUGAGCUACAGCCUUCAAUCCAAGGACACCUGGUGCUGCAUUAAUAAAAAAACAGGACAAAAGCAACAUGGAUCUGAGAAAUCCUCUCCUUUUGUACAUUUAGGUCCUAGGUAGUAAUGUUUUAGAGCUAUUUAUUCAUCUUGGUAGUAAGACGCUUUAGGACCUUUCCUAUAUAAAGCAUCAUAAACUACCUUGUGGCUUAUAUGAGGACGUGACUUCCCAAUGGAGUAAAUCAGAGAUGGAUCUGAGUAGCAGUAGGAAAGAUGGAGGUGGUCUCAUCAAAUAUUUGUGUAGCGUACAAGGAGAUAUGGAUUCUGGGGCCCCUGCUGCAUUCUGGAUAAACACACACGAAAUGACUGGAUUACUAUGACGUCCUCCUUUGUACAGUUUGGUAGUUAGUUGCUUUAGUUUCUCCUAUAAAGCAUGAUAUCAGAAUAAGUUGAGGACGUGGCUACUCAAUGCAGUAAAGCAGUGACGGACCUUAGUAGCUUUGAAGCGGGCCUAAAAUAAAUGUGAUUACAACAGGCCUGUAGGCGGACUACAGGCUUUUCACGAUGGCCCGCAUAUCCCGCUAGGUAAUAAA
Messenger RNA from Spodoptera litura, 3527 nucleotides. Its product is annotated as putative protein phosphatase 2C T23F11.1. The record is from RefSeq and is a predicted model, not a curated record. Gene Ontology annotation, molecular function: protein serine/threonine phosphatase activity; cation binding. Gene Ontology annotation, biological process: protein dephosphorylation. Lineage: Eukaryota; Metazoa; Arthropoda; Insecta; Lepidoptera; Noctuidae.